CACGAGGCCCUGGACGCGGUGCGGUUUAAUCUUGCUGCUGCUGAGAGGCAUGCAGCGCUGCUGCAGCAAGCAGCAGCACCAGAGCUGUUUGCUGCUCUUGCUGCUGAAGCAACAACCCUAGGAAAAGAGGUGCAGCAGCUGCAGCAAGCUCGUGCUGCUGCAGCAGAAAGAGCAGCAGCAGAAAGGCUGCUGCUGUCGCGGGAGCUGGGGGAGACAAAAGCGCAGCUAGCGGCGUUGCUGCUAGAGACAGUCCAGCAGGAAGCAGCAGCAAACGCUCGCAGUGAGCAAAUCGCAGCGCUGCAAGUGCAGUUGGAGGCUGUGCAAAAGCCCUCGUCCGAGCUCCAUCAGGAGGUCAUUCGCCUAUCAGCUUCUCUUGCGCAGCGCGAUGGGCAGCUGCAAGCAGCGAGAGAACAGCAAGCAGAGCUGCUGGCCCUGCUGGAGCUUAUAGCCACUCGUGUACCAGAGUCGCUGCGCUUUAUGUGCCCUUUGACGGAGGCCCCUUGUCGCUACACUGCUGCUGCUGCUGCUGCUGCUGCUGCUGAUAGUGGCGCAGCAGCAGGACCUACGGGGGAGACACCCACGGCAGGCCAGCUGGCAGGUGAGACAGCAGCAGCAGCAGCAGCAGCAGCAGCAGCAGCUGAAGCGUCAGCGGCAACAAACGCAGCAGCGACGCCUUUGGAAACGCCAAGGAGCUUGAAAGGUGAGCGUUUAUCCCAGGAUCAGCAGCAGCAGCAGCAGCAGCAGCAGCUUUUGACGGUGGAGGCGCGAAUGGCCGCUGGUGCUGCAGUCUCAGCAGCCGCAACUACAUCAGCAGCCGCAGCAGCAGCAGCAGCAGCCGCAGCGGCAGCAGCAGCAGCAGAGAGCACUGUCCUUACAAGCAGCAGCAGUUCCGCAACAAGCGGGUUGUCAAAUGACUAUUUAUCUGCAGCAGCAACUGCAGCAAGUGCGGCCACUGCAGCAGGAGUAGCAGCAGCAGCAGCAGCAGCAGCAGACUCCGGAGGGCAACAGCAGGUCGCUCACUGCUACCAGCUGGAGAAGCAGCAGCAGCAGCAGCAGCAGCAGUACGAUCCCCAAAAGGAGCAGCACAACGGGCAGCAGCAGCAGCCCGCACUAAAAAUGCUGCAGCAAGAGCAGCAGUACCAGCAGCAACAGCUUCUGCAUCUUAAACAGCACGAAGACCCCCUCCAGCAGCAGUAUGAGCAGCAGCGGCAGCUCGUGCAGCAGCAGCAAGAGCCCCAACCCGAGCAGCAGCACAGCUACAGCAGCAGCAGCUACAGCAGCAGCAGCAGCUACAGCAGCAGCAGCAGCUACAGCA
Eimeria tenella is the source of this 1315-nucleotide messenger RNA. RefSeq lists its product as uncharacterized. The record is from RefSeq and is a predicted model, not a curated record. The annotation marks the transcript as partial. The transcript is spliced from 6 exons. Lineage: Eukaryota; Apicomplexa; Conoidasida; Eucoccidiorida; Eimeriidae.